AACUGGAGGUCGUGGAUUCAACGGUUGGACUGAAGAAGGAGCAGGGGGAAUAGGCUUGGUGAAAGGGGCGACUCAGUGGGUGGCAAUUCGGGGUUGUUUGGCGACUAGAAAAUAUUAUCUAGCCAUGGAUAGACUGAUGUGGUGGUAUAGAGAAUUCCCUAUGCAAGUGAUGAAGGAAGAGCAGGGAGUGUUGUUGAUUCGUCCCCCUCCUGAACCGCCACCUUGGAGUGAUCGAGAGGCCACAAUUUGGUGGAAGAUGAAGAUUUCAGAAAGAGUUUGGAGUAUUUAUCAGUUAUUUCAUUUGUUAUGGAUAUCUUUUUGUGUUUAGCUUAUUUACGUUGUUCUGCUUUUUAUUAUUUUCUUUAGUUUUAGGCCUAAAAUAAUGAGGGAUAAUGUUGUUAGAUAUUAUAUUGUUAUAAGGAUCGAUAUAGCCAGUGAGUACUGGAUACCCGUUUGGUGGUUAGCGAUUCGUAUCGCUCUUUCAAGGGUGGUCGUUUCUAUGUCUAGCCGUGGGGUUGAUAGUGAUAAUUGGGUACAGAUUGUGGUUGUCAGUAUGAAUGUCUUUGAAUUUGAUGUAACGAUCCGAACCCUAAUGAUAUUAAUAUAAGCAGUUUUCCUUUAAAA
Molecule: messenger RNA, 624 nt
Organism: Cuscuta epithymum
Lineage: Eukaryota; Viridiplantae; Streptophyta; Magnoliopsida; Solanales; Convolvulaceae
Source: the annotation of a GenBank genome assembly